AUGUCAGGCCCUCUCGAUCGAUUCGCGAUGCCUUGUUUUGAAGGAUGCUCGAGCAACGACGAGAGAAGAGAACGGAGAUCGGAUUUCGAAGUCUCGGAGGACGAGAAGAAGACCAGAAUCGGGAGUUUCAAGAAGAAAGCAGCCAAAGCCUCAAGCAAAUUGAGACACUCGCUGAAAAAGAAAGGAAGCAGCAGGAGAAGAAGCACCGAUCGGACUUUCUCUCUCACCAUCGAAGACAUCCACGACGUCGAGGAGCUUCGCGCCGUCGACGAAUUCCGAAACCUCCUCGUCUCCGAGAAUCUCCUCCCUCCGAAGCUCGACGAUUACCACAUCAUGCUGAGAUUCCUGAAAGCUAGGAAGUUCGAUCUUAUGAAAUCCAAAUUGAUGUGGAGCAACAUGGUUCAAUGGAGAAGAGAGUUUGGCACAGAUACAAUUUUAGAGGAUUUUGAGUUUGAAGAGGUGGAUGAAGUUAUGAGAUACUAUCCUCAGGGGUAUCACGGUGUUGACAAAGAAGGGAGACCUGUUUACAUUGAGAGGUUAGGGAGAGUGGAUGCGGGUAAGCUCAUGCAGGUGACCACGUUGGAGAGAUACAUAAGGUAUCAUGUGAAAGAGUUUGAGAAGACUGUCACCAUAAAGUUCCCAGCUUGCUGCAUUGCUGCUAAGAGACACAUUGACUCUAGCACCACCAUUUUAGACGUCCAGGGAGUGGGGUAUAAAAACUUCUCUAAGCCUGCAAGGGAUCUCAUUGUUCAGCUGCAGAAGAUUGAUAACGAUAACUACCCUGAGACACUUCAUCGAAUGUACAUUAUUAAUGCUGGUUCGGGUUUUAAGCUUCUUUGGGGAACGGUGAAGUCAUUUCUUGAUCCAAAGACAGUCACCAAGAUUCAUGUUGUUGGUAACAAGUACCAGAACAAAUUACUUGAGAUCAUUGAUGCAAGUCAGCUGCCAGAUUUUCUUGGUGGGACUUGCACUUGUGUAGAUCAAGGAGGUUGUAUGAGAUCUGAUAAAGGUCCCUGGAAAGACCCUGAGAUACUAAAUAUGGUUCAAAGUGGUGGAACACUCUGCAGGCAUGCAUCGAUUCUAAACAGCGUCUCGCGUGUGUCCUCAUGCGAUAAGCCAUCUUUUUCUGGGAUAAAAGUAAGUGACACGUCAACAGCGGAGUCAAGCUCUGAAUUGGAAGAGAUGGCUUCUCCAAAAGCUAAUAAGGAGAGUCAUGUUCCCAAGUUGACUCCUGUUUGUGAAGAUAUUAGGACCAUUGGUAAAUCAUCAUAUCUUACUGAUUCAUCCGAGUAUGACUCACCGAUGGUGGACAAAGUUGUGGAUGUUGCAUGGAUGGCCAAUGAAAAGCCAAAGACUUCACAAGGUGAUAUAAAAAGAGUUGAAACAGGACCGGUUGGUAAUAUCUGGAGGUGGCUAACCGCGUUGCUCGUGAGCUUGUUUGCGUUUUUCGUAUCAAUGGCUCUGCCAGAGAGUAAAGGAGAUUCUCAGUCUGAUACUUCGGUUGAUGAACCACUCGCUAGAGAGUCUCGUCCUCCUUCACCGGCUUUUUCAACUGUUGUGAGAGAGAGUAAUCUGAUUUCUUCGGUUGUAAACAGACUUGGAGAUCUCGAGAAACAAGUAGAGACACUGCAUUCGAAGCGACACGAGAUGCCUCGUGAGAAAGAAGAGUUGCUUAAUACAGCUGUUUACCGCGUUGAUGCGCUUGAAGCAGAGCUCAUCGCUACCAAAAAGGCUUUACAUGAGGCUUUAAUGAGACAAGAUGAUCUUCUGGCUUACAUAGACCGGGAAGAGGAUGAGAAGUACCAACGGAAAAAGAAGAUGUGCUAA
Microthlaspi erraticum is the source of this 1827-nucleotide messenger RNA. Lineage: Eukaryota; Viridiplantae; Streptophyta; Magnoliopsida; Brassicales; Brassicaceae. The record is from the annotation of a GenBank genome assembly.